Molecule: messenger RNA, 4219 nt
Organism: Tuber aestivum (summer truffle)
Lineage: Eukaryota; Fungi; Ascomycota; Pezizomycetes; Pezizales; Tuberaceae
Source: the annotation of a GenBank genome assembly
AUGUCUAAACGUCGCUCUCGUUCCCCAGAGGGGGAUGAUGGCCACAGAAGGCCUCGUCAGAGGGACUAUGGUUUUUCUAGAGAUCAACUUGACAGUCGCGGUGGUUCUCGUGAUGACCGUGAUCGCUAUUCUGGCUCUGGUCGAGAUGAUCGGUAUGCUAUUGCCUCCCCCUCGUUUGAUCCAUUUACUGUUAGCCAUCUCAAAUGGCCUUGCUUUAGUGUUUUGCGAUGCUCAAAAAAUUUUGGCGGCUAACUUUUUUUAUUUUUUUAGUGGGGGGCAAGAUAUCCCGUCCGCUUAUGGCGAUGACCGUCGCCGCCAGAGAGAUUCCGGUACUUCUUAUGGAGAUGAUCGUCGCUCUAAUCGUGGUGAUGACCGUCCUCAGUAAGUUGACAAGAUCUCUCCUUUAUAGUGCUGUGGCAAUACUUUUUUUCUUUUUUUUCUUUCGCACACUUGGUUAAUUUUUGAACAGAUACAGUGAUCGUUCGUCGGGUUAUGUCGAUGACCGCAGAGGAUAUUCUGGUCGCAUUACUGGAACCAACGAUGUCCCUAUCGGCAGCCGUGAUGGCCGUUCGCCUCCCCGUGACUUCGAUCGUAAGCCCACCCAUGGUGGUCAAUCUGGCUACGGUAGAUACGGAGGAGGUGGUGGCGGAGGAGGCUAUGGGGGCCGAGACCAGGGUUCCGAUCAAGGCCGUAGUGGUAUGUUUAGCCUUCGGUCCCGUGUCAUGAUGUUCUAUCACUCGCUGGGAUGUAAAUAUUAAUUUGAAUGCUUAUAGGUAGUGAUUAUGGCCGCGGUCAGAGUGACUAUGGAAGCCGUGGUGGAGGCCGUGGUCGUGACAACCAUGGCGGUGGCGGUGGUAGUGGAGGCUAUGGCGGCGGUGGCUAUGGCAGUGGCGGCGGUGGAUAUGGCGGCGGCGGUCGCGAUUACGGUGGGGGUCGUGGGGAUUAUGGAGGUCGUGGCGGCCGUGGUGGCCGCGGUGGCUACGGAGGUGGUGAGUGCUUCCUCUUUUCUCCGGAAUUCUGCCUCCUUCAAUCAUCUGCUUACUAUAGUUGUAUAGAUCGCGGCGGUGGCCGCGGCAGCUACGGAGGCGGAUACACCGCUCCUUCCGGCCCCCCUCUCCCAGCCGAUAUUCCGAUCCCUGUUAGUGGAGAAGAAAUCCGCCUUGUGAGUGGUAACGCCUAGCACUCGACUGCCGUGAUUUUAUAUUCUUGGAGACUAAUUAUGUUUCCAACAGCCUGCCCGCAAAGUCCAGGGCUCCGGGGAGCCGUACAAAGUUUGGGCAAACCACUUCGUGAUCCAGUCUUUGCCAAAGUUGCAACUUUAUAUGUACGACGUACGUUCUCUGCCUUGCCUUUCUGCAAAAUCCACUGAGCUAAUUUUAUGACUCCCAGAUUCGCGUAACUGCUGCCAGGAAGAAAGAAGGCUCCGAUGAAGAGGUCAAGCAGUGUUCUCCAGCCAUGGUCGGUCGUAUUUUGCAAACUCCACAGGCCAAAGAAAUCCUGGGUGAUGGUUUUAUAUUUGAUGGUAAUUAUAUCUACCUCUUUGUUGCUGAAUGACCGCCUAACCUUGAUCCAGGUGUUUCGAUUGGAUGGGCCACUAAGAAACUCCCGAUCGAGGGCGAUACUGCUACCUUCGGUUUGGAGCUCCCCGGUGCUCGUCCUGGAAGAACGUUUGGGUGCACUAUUGGAAUCCAGUAUGAUGGUCCAUUCAAUUGCGACGCCUUGACCAACUGGGUUUUAAGGGAGCAGCAAAAGGGAAUUACUAUCGAAGCCCUUGCAAACUACGAGCAGGACCAAGAGGUGCUUCUUUGCCUUAAGUUUAUCAACUCGCUUUUGCGUAAAGACUGUACCGAGAGGUUUGUCAGUGGUCAAGGCAACAAGUCGACUACGUUUUUCGAUAAAUCCCGUGAUGGAAAUACCUCCUUGACCCUCAACUCCACUCAAGGUGUGAUAGAGGCCUGGCGUGGAUUUUACCAAACCGCCUCCUCCCGCUUCGGGCAAAUUACAGUGAACGUUGACACCGCUACUGCCACUUUCAUCAAGCCUGGGAUAAAUUUCGUUGAUGCAAUCUCCAGGUUUUCCGGGGUUCAACCGGAGGACCUUGAACGCGGAUUUGACUAUAAUCGUGAAAAAAUCCUAGAGGCUGCGAAAAAGUUUAGCGGCGUCGGGUUCAAGGUCAAACAUAUCAAGGGCCCAAAGGGGGAGAUUUCCAGGCGUGGUUUCAGACUUACCCGUUUGAGUGCUGAGGAAGAUAAAUUCCAGAUCAGGAUCUGGAACACAGAUGAUGAAGGGAAUAAGGCUUUCACCCUUGAGGAAAUCACUAUUGCUGAGGUGCCUCUAAUCCCUUCUGCACCAAUUACCAUCUUGCUGACGUUCAUGCACAGUACUAUUCCCGCCAAUACAACAUCAAAUUGAGAUAUCCGAAGCUUCCCACCGUCGAAACUAGAAAGGGGGACAAAUAUCCCCUUGAGUUGUGCUUUGUUGACGAUGUAUUAUCUUUCAAUCCUCCCUUUAAUGCUCCGUUGUAACGUACGUUCUGACAUUAAAUUACAGGCGGAACGCUGGAAAGAGCUCCUUCAGGGAGCUGAAACUGCAGAGUUUAUAAAGUUUGCUGCGGCUCCGGCAUUUGCCCGCCGAAGCCAGAUCGAGGAAAGCUUGAAAAAGAUAGGCUGGCACAAUAUGAAGUCACUUGGGGAAUUUGGUGUCUCUAUUAAGCCGCAAUUCAUCGAACUGGAAGCCAAAAUCCUACCUUCCCCAAUAGUGGUCUUUGGCCAAGGAACUGAGAACUCGGGUCCGAGGAAUGGCCGAUGGAACCUUAGGGGAAAGAGAUUUUAUAAAGUGAGCCAAGCUAACCCCGUCACCCGAACUAGAGCUUUUUGUUAAUGAUUUGUUGAUUUUGUAGCCCGCGGCUCUCAAUGGUUAUGGUUUACUAUACAUUCCUGGGGGUCACGGUAUGCGAGUUGACGAGAGAGGCAUUGACGCCUUCACCAAGACCUGUGGACAACAGUUUUCCAACUACGGCGUCUCAACGAACCCUAGGUGCCCGCCUCAAUGGGCCAUGGCCAACCUACAAGGAGAUUUCGAACGUCAGAUCCAUGAGUUGAUAUCUAAGCUCCAGGCGAGUAAUGGUGUUAGACCUAAUCUCCUGAUUUUUAUCCUUCCAAAUGUUGCAGUUGAGCCGUACUGCACCAUUAAGAAAAUUUGCGACACAACCUUCGGAAUUGCCUCGCAGUGCAUGGUUUUGGAGAAAUGUUUCAACCCAAAGGGUCAACUUCAGUACUUGGGGAAUAUUGCCCUCAAAGUCAAUGUUAAACUUGGUGGAUCUAAUGCGGUUAUUGACGACCCUUUCCUCACCAAACAGCCGACGAUGAUUAUGGGUUGCGAUGCCUCGCAUCCGAAUCCCUCACAGCGCAGAAUGGAUCCCCCACCACCAACCUUUACUGCGAUUUCCGCUAGUUAUGACCGCCGUUGCGCAAAGUACUCGGCGGUUACAAGCUGUCAAGCUGCCGGGCAGGAAAUUAUUCAGGACUUUGGUGCCAUGACUCAAGAAUUGUUGAAACGCUUCCAGGAACAGGCCAAACGUGACCCUUCUGCUAUCAUUUACUUCCGUGAUGGGCUCUCCGAGAGUGAACUUGACAAGGUUGUUCGCGCUGAGCUUGCGGAGCUUAAGAGUAAGUCGUUUCUCGUCCUUGAAUUUAUCUAUUCAUGACUAAUAGAUUGAUAGAGGCCACCAAGGCCAAGAUCUCGGUGAUUGUCUGUGUGAAGCGCCACCAUACUCGUUUCUUUCCCCUUGAUAAGGGCGAUAAGAACGGGAAUAUUGCUGUUGGUACCGUAGUUGAAAACGGACACGGCAAAGACAUCUUCAUGGUUUCGCAUGCCGGCCUUCAGGGAACAGUUCGCCCUACCCAUUACAUGAUGUUGCACGACGAGAACGACCUCACCGCUAUUGACUUUCAGCGAAUUUGUAACAACGUUUGCUAUGCAUAUGGGCGCGCUACUGUUUCUGUUAGCAUUGGUCGGUUAUCUCGCCCCUUUUAGAGUUAAUGUUAUUCUAACCAACUCACAACUUCCAGCUCCGCCGGUUUACUAUGCGAACCUUGCGUGCGACCGCGCUCGCUCGCAUGUUGUUCAUACCAAUCAGGGACAGAGUGAACUUUUGCAAGUCCAUGACCUUCUCAAGUACUCUAUGGUAGCCCUUUACCCACUCUGCCCAUUGCGAUAA